GCGGGACUUCCGGCUUCCUCCGCCGUUGUUCCGGUUGUUGAGCCUCUGGUAAGAGGUCCGGUAAUUUUGCGUGGAAACAAAGGUACCGGAGCGGGCGCGAGAGGAGACGCUGUCUUCACGGGAAAGAGGCGGGGCUGAGGCCGAGCGACGCCGCCUGGGGGCCCCGGGAUCGGUACCGCCGCCUCUCCCGCCGCGCCCGGCGCCGCGGUUCCCACAGAGUCCGAUGGCGGCGGCCGCGCUCAGCAGCCCGGCCCAGCCAAGUGGAAGGCGUUCCAGCCCCUCCCCGGCCCAGAUCCCCGCUCGUAUGGUCUCGGGAUUGUGCCCUGCAACUCGGAAGUUCCGUCCCCCCAGUUUUGGUUCUGGAGACCCCGCAGGAACCCCAAGUCCGUGCGUGGAGUCACAUGCAGGUGAUUCCGCUUCUGCCAAGGAAAAUAAACAGGGCAGGGUGACCUUUGAAGAUGUGGCUGUGUACUUCUCCUGGGAGGAGUGGGAUCUCCUUGAUGAGCUUCAGAGAUGCCUGUACCAGGAUGUGAUGCUUGAAAACUUGGCACUUACAACCUCCUUGGGUUGCUGGCAUAGAGUAGAAGAUGAAGAGGCCCCUUCUGGGCCGUGUGUAUCUGUACAAGGAGUGUCACAGGUCAGGAUUCCCAAGGCAGGUGUGUAUCCCAAGAAGACCUGUCCCUGUGAGAUGUGUGGCCCAGACUUGAGAGACAUUUUGCCCUUGACUGAACACCAGGUGACACAUUGUGGGCAGAAUCUGUACAAGAUGGGGGCAUGUGAGAGACAGUUGCAUUUAAGGGCAAAACUUCAGCAUCAGGAGCAGCACAUUGAAGAGACAUGCUUCAGAAGCCACAUGAGCAGAGCCUGCAAGUUCCAUAUGUUAGGGAGGCCCUUUUCCUGUGGGGAGGUGAGGGACUUCCAAGACAGCUCGGAAUUCCUCCAGCAUCAGGCCACACACAGCAGGGAGAAGUCAACCAGGAGAACUGAGCGUGGGGUAGGUGUUUAUGGAGAAGAGAGUCACUGCAACUCAGUAGAAUUCAUGAAAGACCUGAGUUGCAAACGCACACUGGUUCAGCGCCAGAGAGUCCUCACCAGAGAAAGAUGCUACAUGUGCAGAGAAUGUGGGAAAUCUUUCAGCAAAAGCUACAGCCUCAAUGACCAUUGGAGAGUUCACACUGGGGAGAAACCUUAUGAAUGUGGGGAAUGUGGGAAAUCCUUUAGGCAAAGCUCUAGCCUCAUUCAACACCGGAGAGUUCACACUGGAGCAAGGCCUCACGAGUGUGAAGAGUGUGGAAAAUUAUUUAGUAACAAGUCCAAUCUCAUUAAACAUCGGAGAAUUCACACUGGAGAAAGGCCAUAUGAGUGCAGUGAAUGUGGGAAAUCUUUUAGUGAAAGCUCUGCGCUCCUCCAGCACCGGAGUGUUCACACUGGAGAAAGGCCUUAUGAGUGCAGUGAAUGUGGGAAAUUCUUUACCUACCACUCCAGUCUCAUAAAACACCAGAGAGUUCACUCUGGAUCAAGGCCCUACAAAUGCAGUGAAUGUGGAAAAUCCUUUACUCAAAACUCCAGCCUCAUUGAACACCGUCGAGUUCACAGUGGAGAAAGGCCCUACAAGUGCAGUGAAUGUGGGAAGUCUUUUAGCCAAAGCUCUGCACUUCUUCAACAUCGGCGAGUUCACACUGGAGAAAGGCCCUAUGAGUGUAGUGUAUGUGGUAAAUUCUUUACUUACAGCUCCAGUCUCUUAAAACACCAGAGAGUACAUACUGGAUCUAGGCCUUAUGAGUGCAGUGAAUGUGGGAAAUCCUUUACUCAAAACUCCAGCCUCAUUAAACACAGGAGAAUUCACACAGGAGAAAGGCCCUAUGAGUGCAGUGAAUGUGGGAAAUCUUUUAGCCACAGCUCUAGCCUCAUAAAACACCGAAGAGUUCACACUGGAUAAAGGCUUUAUGCUUGCAAUGAAUUCAGGAAAUUGUUUAGCCAUAGUUCCAACUUCAGUGACUAGUACUGUUCACACUUUAUGAGUGAAAUUAUGAAGUCUUUAUGACUAUGAAAUUAAACUCCAGAAUUCACAGUGGAGAAACGCCUUACAGGUGCAGUGAAUGGGAGAAAGCCUUCAGCCAAAGGACUUACCACAUUGGAUACCGUGCUCUCAAAUGGGAGAUCUAUUAAAUGUGCAGGUAUAUGCUAUUUCUGUAUGCAAAAACACCGAAGAUCCCUUGGGAAGGUGCCGUUUGCCUAUAUUGAACUUCAUACAUCCAAAUACCAGGUAUGUGGGAAUUGCAUCAUACUUUUUAACCAGUCCAGGUGCCAGAUCGAUGUCACCAGCAAUUGAGUGGCAGAAGUCACGUCAUGUAUACACCUGGCAGGUGCCCACAGUGUGCAUUUCAGCUAUCCCAGUGCUUUUGGGGAGGGAAACGCCAGUGUUCUCCCAUUUACAGGACGAUUCAUGGGCAGCCAGGGCACUUUUCCUGUUUGUUGCUCUCUGAUGGGUUGGGUCGUGCACCUUUCCCUGUUUUGGCUUAGAAGAUUCUGUUGGUGAUUGGAGAAGAUGGACUCCAUUCUUCAGGGAUAUUGUUAGUCUCGUGAUACUCUAGUGAUGGAAUUUUCCAGCCUCAAAAUCACCAACCUGGGAACAGUAUGCCUCCCAUGCUUGUGUGUGUACAGUAAUAAAGGUCUUAGUGUUUAAGACAUCCUUUUAAUCUUGGCAGUUCUAUUCAUUCCAUGGGUGGCUUGAAGUGAACUGGGUUUUCUAGCAUGAAGGUGUGAGCAGCUGUGGCUGGGAUCCCAGAUUUUAUGUCUCAGAGGAGACAGUGGGGUGGCAGAAUAAACCUCUCCAUUUUUGGCCUCGUUUACAAUGCUGCUUAAAGCUUUCAAGGAAAGGCUGCAGGGCUCUGUGGUCCUAAUUCGUAGUUGGAUGCCGUGAUGUGCUGUCAGCUAGAAGUUAACCCAGGCCGGGGCAGUUGGUUAUUCUGACGGCCUUCAGUGCUUCUGAGAGCAACACGAACUUGUUCUCGUUCACGGGGGAUCUGGCAUCGUGUGCAGAACUGGUGAGAGAAAUGUGUUCCCCGGUCCAGCAGCAGAGCCAUGGGCCCUGAUGGCCUGAAUUCUGUAGGGUAACAUGAUUAGAAUGUGUGUCUCUUAAAGGGGCAUCCACAUGGCUGUUAAGGAUGAGCGGGUGCAGAAAUUCUCAGGACCUCUGGCACUGUGUAUCUUCUUAGCUGAGGGCCUUGUUAGAAAAAAGCCUCAAAGGUUUUUGGAUUCCUGUGGCAUCUCUUACCUAAGGCCAUUGCUGGGCAGGCAGGAAAACAAGGAUUGAGAGAAGGGAGCUCUCAGCUCAGCAGCGAGGCCUUUGUGACCCCACCGGUCUUUCUGUUGAAAGAAGUGGAAACAGCCUUUAUUGCUCAUCUGUUUUUGCUGCCACUGAGGAAGGUGCCCAUCAUGAGGAAAGAGAUGGUAGAGCUGGUAUGGUUGCCAAACCUGGUUUUCUAUAAAAUAGGAAAUUGAACCAUAUUUUUAGUUUUAAUAAGAUAUAGGUGACGUACAAUAAACUCCAUAUUUAACCUGUCCAAUUGGAUAAGUCUUGCCAUUCAUAUAAAACCAUACAACUGUUAACAAUCAUAAUGAGCCUUUCUAUCACCCCCAUGUUUACCUUGUAUACUUAAAUAAUUUGGGUUCUCCAGGCAGCCAUUUUUUACUUUUUAUUAUAAUAAGUUAAUGUGCAUUUUCUAGAAUUUUUCAUGAUUGAAAUCACAGUGUUCAGUCUUUCUUUUUCUUGGGUCCCCUCAUUUGACAUUUCUUUUGAGAUUCAUUUACGGUGCUUAUGUGAAUAGUACAUUCUUUUUAUAUUGUUGAGAAGAAUAUUCUGUUGAUAUACCACUAUUUAUUUAUUCAUGUUUAUGGGUGUUUUUAUUGUUUCCAGUUUGGACUGUUAUAAAUAAAACUGCAAAAAUUGGAUUUCUUAAUGUUUAUAUGUUUUCUUUCUCAUAUGUUAAUACCUUGAAGUGCAAUACUACCUAGGUUAGACCAUAGGCAAAUGUUUAACUUUUUAAGAAACAACCAAUUGUCAUCUAAAAUGAUUGUCUCUUUUGUAUUCCUACCAGCAGUAUAUGAGAAUACCAUUUCUCCCAUAGCCUGGCUAACAGUGGAUAUUGUUAGUCUUUUUAAAUUUUGAUCAUUAUAGUAAAUGGAUAGCCGUAUCUCACUGUGGUUUUAAUUACAUUUCCCUUAUGUUACAUGAUAUUGAGCAUAACUGUUGUAAAAGAAAUAUGGGGGAAGGGAGAGCAUGUUACAAACAGUAUAAAAUAAUUGAAAAGUCAAA
Molecule: messenger RNA, 4318 nt
Organism: Manis pentadactyla (Chinese pangolin)
Lineage: Eukaryota; Metazoa; Chordata; Mammalia; Pholidota; Manidae
Product: zinc finger protein 154-like
Exons: 4
Coding region: 224-1939 (571 amino acids)
Biological process (GO): regulation of DNA-templated transcription
Source: RefSeq, a predicted model, not a curated record